This is a messenger RNA of Amoebophrya sp. A120, 2404 nucleotides long. The record is from the annotation of a GenBank genome assembly. NCBI's taxonomy places the organism in Eukaryota, Dinophyceae, Syndiniales, Amoebophryaceae.
GGGGGAUUUUGCACGGAGAAGAUGAUCCACAUGGUUAGAAUGGUUUGCAGGAAAAGGUGAACAUGGACGAACUACAUGCCUUCUUUCACUGCGUGCGCAUCUUCGGGUACAAAUUGUACUGACAGUCGUUGUGGUCAUGCGUACUAGUCGUGCCGGUGAGAUGAAAAAGUCAGUAGUGCUUGUUGAUGCCUGCUCCUUCCAACACAUCUACGUCAGUAUUUGAACAUCAAUGGGAGCACGUUUAUUGCGCAGUGUGGGCAGCGGGUCUUUAGGUGAAGUACUUACAACGGGGCGGCCGCACUAUUAGAUAGAAGCUGGUGAUCGUCCGACCUACCACCUGUGCUGGAGCUUCCAGGAGUCGGGUAGGACUUCAAAAAACACUAUGCCGUUUUUCUCGGAGUUGACGCUGAACAUCGACUCGGCGCUGAACAUCCUUCCGUCGGACCUCUUCUCCAGUCGCGUAUACUACGUGACGGCGCGGUAUCCCACGGAGCCCGCCGAGCAGCCGGCCCGGCGCCAGCCCGCGCAGGGCCAGAAGGGGAACCCGGGUGCGGGGCGGUGCAGCGUAUCCUGAUUAAAAACGUACCCACACCAGAGUCAAGAUGGGGACUUUGCAACACAAACCUAUGAGUUUUGGGAGUCACGCAUGACAAGCUUCAGUCCGUAAGGUAGUGCAAGUUAGCAAGGAAAGCCGCAUCACAAAUCGAUCUGCUGAUCCUGUUUACAGCAUUACAAGUUCCCAAACACGAUUGAAAAUGCCUGUCAUGGGGUUGCGCAUCACAAAUGCUCCUGCCAUGGCAAAUCUGCAUGACAACUCUGGUGUGGGUACGUUUUUACUCAGGAUACAGCGACUGCGUUUUUCACUGCCAGAUCCAAAUGCCGAGCGACGCAGCGCAGACAGUCGUGUUGGUGUCCUUGUGGGAUAUGAAUCGCAAAUAUGUCUGGGUCUGGAUCUGUAAUGCAAGAUCUGAAGGGCAAGAAAAGCUGUAAUGCAUGAAUACGAUUGGGGGCCACUUUUUUUAUUUUUGUCGUGCUGGAUGAAAGAGUUUCAGUUUGUAAUGCUAAAACGCGAAUGAAUCCGCAAUAAGCUGAGGAAAACUUCUCAUGCGGUUAUGCCGUCCAAGGAGCCAGUCUGCAAUGCAAGUCUCAGCAACACAAGUGUCCAGACCCAGAUAUAUUUUUGGAAUGCAUAUGGGAGGAGGACCUGCAAAAAGGGGACGUGCUCGUCGGCGAGGCCACCGUUCCCUUGGACGACCCGCGGGCGUUGGACCAAACCAACCCGUGGCCCCUGCAGUGCACCGCCGCUGACUCGUCGCCGAAGCAGUCGAAAACUCCACCGCUGCUAACCCUGCACGUCGUAUCGGACCUGCGGCGGAAGGGAUCGACAAAUCUCCAGCGCAAGGACCCCCCGCCGGACGGACCCCUGCCGGGGGCAGCGGAGGCGGCCCUCGGGUGACGACGGACUGACUGUCGCGUCCGAAGAGCAGUUGUCGUGAUGGCAAUUUUUAGGAGGUGCAGGUGGAGGUCGAACUCGAAGUAAGUACUUACAUACACGUCGGGAUAGCUGUCCUUCUCGCCGUUGCCUCCCCGUCCCCACUCCACCAGCUAAGCUACGAUAAUGAAUUCACCCGCAACUACUAUUCCACCGCUAAUGGAACAACAUUUUCAGGGACCUGGCACGACGACACUUGGAAGUGCAAACGGUUCUUGCGUUGGCGUUGCGAGAAGAAAGUGCGGGAGCAGAUGCGCGUCGAGCUACGCACUGUUCCGUGAUCUGCUGGUAUGUUGUCACGACCGGAUUCGCCGGAUAAUUGAUUCUUCUCGGUAGUGAAGCAUAGAAGAUGGCGAGCUGCGGAAGACGAAAAGAUACGGCGGGUCCAACGUGGUCGACAGGACGGGAGAUCAUUGCAAAGGUAGUUGCAGCGAGCUCUACAUCGCCCGGAUGCUUGUUGCUGGACGUUCGUUCCUUUUGCACUUUCCUUUCAGGGUGGAAGCGGAUGGAUGGCAGCCCGGCGAGCGCAACGCCUUGGGCAAGCGGGCCGUGAAGGUAGAAAUUUGGGGGGGGAGACGCAGACGCCGCUCUUUCGCAAGGAAGCAGCUCAGGCCCCAUGGUGGAGUAGAUUGUCAUGCUAGUAGUACUACCAACGACAGACGCUGACGCAAUCGAAACCUACUUCGUGAGAAUGUCUUUUUCGACAUAUUGGAAGACUUCUUCUGCUGCUGAACUUGCCCUUGCGACGACCAUGGAAGCGAGUGUAAGACUCUUCUGCUGUGAUGAGAUGAAAUCAGACCAAGCCCGUGGUCGCGGGUGCAAGCGGGAGCUCGGAAAAAUCAGUUCGGCAGACGAUUGAUAUAAAAUGAAAAUGUUUGUUGACACAUCCUUCGGGGUGGAAUUGAAUGUGGC